UUUUGACCAUAUGGGAAAAUGAGGAAAGUUCCUUUAAGCAAAAGAAGGAACAAAGUUCCAGUUUCAGAACAAAGUCCCUUUGGUUGAAGAGAAGAGAGAAGAAUGAUGACCGACUCGAAAGUGGAGACGAUAUCGAGGCUGGCUCAAUGGAAGAUUGAGACAUGGGGGCCAUGCUCUUACAGAAGGUCUGAUCCUUUCAAAGUCGGCCUCUGGAACUGGCACUUAUCAAUUGAGAAGAGCCGAUAUCUCUACAUCCGCCUUUUUCCAGAGCCCAGUCGAGUGGUAAAGGAGCAGCCUCCAUUUGUAAAGUUCGUUAUCCGCAUUUCAAAUAUUGGUGCUAGUCGCCGGCCUUACAUAUCACCUGUUCAUGAUAAACUCAUCCGGAGCAGCGAGGAUUUUGUCUGGCCUGUUGAUACCACCUUUCAUGGAAGAUUUGCCAUUGAUGUGGAGUUCCUGGACCUGAAGGUUGCUCAGCCAAAUGGUAGUGCUUGUUCCAUAUGGCCUAAUGAUGGGGCCAUACAAUCAAACUCAAGCAAGAGCACUCUUCGCUGCCUCUCCCGCAUGCUUGAUGAAGCCAUCCACACGGAUAUCACCAUCAACACGUCCAAUGGUACCGUGCGGGCCCACAAGGCCAUACUGUCAGCUAGCUCCCCAGUGUUUGCUAGUAUGUUCCUUCAUGACCUCAAGGAGAAAGAAUCAUCGACAAUUAACAUAGAGGACAUGAGUGUGGAGUCUUGCACUGUUCUUUUGAGCUAUUUAUAUGGUGGAAUUAGGCACGAGGACUUUUGGAAACAUAGACUUGCACUCUUGAAUGCGGCUGAUAAGUAUGAUAUGGGGGACCUAAAGGAGUUGUGCGAGGAGAGCUUGUUAGAGGACAUAGAUUCAAGCAAUGUGCUCGAAAGGUUGAGGGAGGCAUGGCUUUAUCAGUUAGUGAAGUUGAAGAAAGGGUGUUUGAUGUAUCUCUUUGAUUUUGGGAAGAUAUAUGAUGUGAGAGAUGAGAUUGAUUCUUUCUUUCGACAUGUGGAUAGGGAGUUGAUGGUAGAUAUGUUUCAGGAGUUGCUCAAUGCUGGCAGGGUGGGGUAAGAGACAUGUAUGGCUUACUGUUUUAUGGGUUAGGUGUGAAUCAUGUGUUAUAUAUUAUUUUAUGCAUAUUUUGUAGGAGAACGUACUGUGAAUAUUUUGUAGAAGACAUUUAGUUAAUGUAUUUCUUGGUUUUCUUCUGUGUCA
Molecule: messenger RNA, 1227 nt
Organism: Amborella trichopoda
Lineage: Eukaryota; Viridiplantae; Streptophyta; Magnoliopsida; Amborellales; Amborellaceae
Product: BTB/POZ domain-containing protein
Molecular function (GO): protein binding
Source: RefSeq, a predicted model, not a curated record